GGGGUGGGGUGCGUCACUUUCGCUGCGUUGGAGGCUGAGGAGAAUGGAGCCUGGGAGGCGGGUCCGGAGAGGGCUAUGGAAAGCCCUCGGCGGGGAAGCCCGGCCGUAGAGGGACAGUGGAUAGGUGCCCGAGGCCUACAGCUGGCCUGGGGCUCGUGUCUGGGCUUCGGACGUUGGGGCCCGGUGGCCCAGCCUUUCCGUAGUUGUCCCAAAUGGAGCUGGAAUUGGAUGCUGGUGACCAAGACCUGCUGGGCUUCCUGCUAGAGGAAAGUGGAGAUUUAGGGACGGCACCUGAUGAGGCCGUGAGGGCCCCACUGGACUGGGAGCUGCCGCUUUCUGAGGUACCGAGCGACUGGGAAGUAGAUGAUUUGCUGUGCUCCCUACUGAGUCCCCCAGCGUCGUUGAACAUUCUCAGCUCCUCCAACCCCUGCCUUGUCCACCAUGACCACACCUACUCCCUCCCACGGGAACCUGCCUCUAUGGAUCUAGAGAAUGAGAGCUGUAGAAAAGAGGGGACCCAGAUGACUCCACAGCAUAUGGAGGAGCUGGCAGAGCAGGAGAUUGCUAGGCUGGUACUGACAGAUGAGGAGAAGAGUCUAUUGGAGAAGGAGGGGCUUAUUCUGCCUGAGACACUUCCUCUCACUAAGACAGAGGAACAAAUUCUGAAACGUGUGCGGAGGAAGAUUCGAAAUAAAAGAUCUGCUCAAGAGAGCCGCAGGAAAAAGAAGGUGUAUGUUGGGGGUUUAGAGAGCAGGGUCUUGAAAUACACAGCCCAGAAUAUGGAGCUUCAGAACAAAGUACAGCUUCUGGAGGAACAGAAUUUGUCCCUUCUAGAUCAACUGAGGAAACUCCAGGCCAUGGUGAUUGAGAUAUCAAACAAAACCAGCAGCAGCAGCACCUGCAUCUUGGUCCUACUAGUCUCCUUCUGCCUCCUCCUUAUACCUGCUAUGUACUCCUCUGACACAAGGGGGAGCCUGCCAGCUGAGUAUGGAGUGUUGUCCCGCCAGCUUCGUGCCCUCCCCAGUGAGGACCCUUACCAGCUGGAGCUGCCUGCCCUGCAGUCAGAGGUGCCAAAAGACAGCACACACCAGUGGUUGGACGGCUCAGACUGUGUACUCCAGGCCCCUGGCAACUCUUCCUGCCUGCUGCACUACAUGCCUCAGGCUCCCAGUGCAGAGCCUCCCCUGGAGUGGCCAUUCCCUGACCUCUUCUCAGAGCCUCUCUGCCGAGAUCCCAUCUUCCCCCUGCAGGCAAAUCUCACAAGGAAGGGGGGAUGGCUUCCUACUGGUAGCCCCUCUGUCAUUUUGCAGGACAGAUACUCAGGCUAGAUAUGAGGAUAUGUGGGGGGUGUCACCAAGAGCUUGGGGGGCUCCCCAUCUGUGUCCAAAUAAAAAGCGGUGGGCAAGGGCUGGCCGCAGCUCCUAUGCCCUGUCAGGAGGACUGAGGGCUCAAACAUACCACA
Messenger RNA from Pongo pygmaeus (Bornean orangutan), 1462 nucleotides. It is a transcript of the gene CREB3, whose product is annotated as cAMP responsive element binding protein 3. The record is from RefSeq and is a predicted model, not a curated record. The transcript has 9 exons. Gene Ontology annotation, biological process: regulation of transcription by RNA polymerase II. Bases 213 to 1328 code for a protein of 371 amino acids. Gene Ontology annotation, cellular component: nucleus. NCBI's taxonomy places the organism in Eukaryota, Metazoa, Chordata, Mammalia, Primates, Hominidae. Gene Ontology annotation, molecular function: RNA polymerase II cis-regulatory region sequence-specific DNA binding; DNA-binding transcription factor activity, RNA polymerase II-specific.